AUGGCGUCUUUGAUAUUCCGCCGCCUCGCGAUGGCUGCCGGAUCUUCAUCUUGUGGUUGGCCGAGAGUUGUAACGAAGUCAUCAUCGUUUUCUUCUUACGCGCCGUGGCUAUUGAUUGAAAACCGCAUUGAAGACAUCGUGAACAACAAAUGUUACAACUUUUACAGCAUGUCUGAUCAAAGCAUCAGGCACGAAUCAAAAGACGGGAGAGCUGAAGACGGGAUAUUGGUUGGAUCCUCGCACGGGUGGCUAGCUUUGUACAAGUGGCGGCAAGAUUUCAAUUACUUGGAUAUGUUUCUCUACAAUCCCCGCACCAAUCAAUACGUAGAUCUUCCACCAAUUGAAACCUCAUCACCUCGUAUUUUAAAAAAAGACAUACCGAACUACCGACCCACAAAGGUCAUCCUCUCAUGCUCUCCUCAACAAGACGACGACAAACAAGAAUGCAGGGCGAUUAUGUCAUUUGGUCCACUCGACAGGCUGGCAUGCUGCCGCCCCGAGCACAGCAAGCAGUGGACUUUCUUUAAAGAGCACGAGGCGAUCACCGAGCAAGUCUCAAGUCGUUCUUGGUUCCCGAGGAUUUACAAGGACUUUGUGUAUUCCCUCGCUCGAAACAAAUUGCUCUGCGUUACGAGGUGCGACAACUACGAGUGUUGGGAUCUCGACAACCCUUUCUCUCCGAAAUUGAUUUGGAGACUAGCGGACAACGAAACCUCUCACCGUACUUGGACUUACCUCGUGUUUGCCGAGAAAAUCGAUCGUCUCUUUGUUGUGCAUCGUCAUGUAAUGACCAACAUUGGUCCGUACCAAACCACGGGUUUUAAGGUUUAUGAAUUAAUUGUUGAUGCAGACGAGAAAGGAGGAGAUCUGAGGUUGAUGGAUGAUACUUUGGAUGGUAUGGCGUUUUUUAUUGGUUCUACGGGCCAUGGUUUCGUUCUUGGGGAUGGCGAUGAUGAAGAAAUGAUAAUGAUGGAUAAUAAUAAUGUGAAGCCCAAUUCGAUCUAUUUCACGGACCCGAAGGAACUAACUCCACUACCUUGGGAUGAAGAUACGGUGACGCACGGUGGCCAUGAUAUAGGCGUCUUUAAUUACAAAGACCAGACUUUUUCUUCGUGCUACUAUCCUCGUGAUCUCCGAAACUUGAAAAGAAAAAUCGUACCAACGCCAACGUGGUUCAUGCCAUCCCCACCUUAG
This is a messenger RNA of Erythranthe guttata (spotted monkey flower), 1194 nucleotides long. RefSeq lists its product as uncharacterized. The record is from RefSeq and is a predicted model, not a curated record. NCBI's taxonomy places the organism in Eukaryota, Viridiplantae, Streptophyta, Magnoliopsida, Lamiales, Phrymaceae.